AUGGGUUAUUACCUUGCUGAUGGUAUAUACCCGCAAUGGGCAACACUGGUUCAAACAAUUUCUUCUCCCCAAGGAGCAAAGAGACAACAUUUUGCAAUGAUGCAAGAGUCUGCUAGGAAAGAUGUCGAGCGGGCAUUCGGAGUCCUCCAAUCUCGAUUCGCAAUUAUAGGUGGUGCUGUACGUUUUUGGGAUCCAAAAAUGCUUGCCAACAUAAUGAAGACUUGCAUUAUAUUACACAAUAUGAUUGUUGAAGAUGAGAGGGAGGAGCACCUUGAUUUUGAUUAUGAAAUUUCAUCUACCAACACACCAGUGCAACUUUCCUCUACUCCUACCAAUGACUUUGAAUCAUUUUUGUCUCGUCAUUUAGGUAUUAGGGAUAAAAAUGCAUAUCAUGCCCUCCGUAAUGAUUUAAUAGAACAUAUGUGGCAUCUUCGCGGUGAAAACUAG
Messenger RNA from Camellia sinensis, 447 nucleotides. The record is from RefSeq and is a predicted model, not a curated record. Lineage: Eukaryota; Viridiplantae; Streptophyta; Magnoliopsida; Ericales; Theaceae.